GACGUCAGGCGCGGAGGCCGCCAUUUUGGAUCGGAGAGAGUGCUGUUGGACGGAUUGAGGCGCCCGGCGGGAGAGCCGUUAUCUUCCGUUCGCUUCCCUUUUCCCCCCUUCUAGCCGGUAACAUGUCCGAUAAGUACAUAGGAGACUCGCACCUGGAAGAGACCGGCGAGGAAAAGCAGGACUCACAAGAAAAGGAAGCGGUGACUCCUGAAAAAGCAGAGGAGCAGAAAUUGAAAGCCAAAUACCCUAAUUUAGGACAAAAACCUGGAGGUUCAGAUUUCCUGAUGAAAAGGCUUCAAAAAGGACAAAAGUACUUUGACUCGGGUGACUACAACAUGGCAAAGGCCAAGAUAAAGAACAAACAGCUGCCAUGCGCAGGGCCAGACAAGAACUUGGUAACCGGAGACCACAUCCCUACGCCACAGGACCUUCCGCAGAGGAAGUCUUCACUGGUGACCAGCAAGCUAGCGGGGCAUGUCGAGGACUUGCACCACGUGUAAAGAAAGUGACGCCAACGCAGUGGUGCUCCCCGGACGCUGUUACGUCGGUCAACAGAACGAACAACGCGAAACCUUUGAAGGGCGGACAAUCACCACUCAACUUGUCGAAGGAAAGGCCUUCUUGCAUGGAAAGGGGCACCCAUGCACCCGCAGAACUUUAUAACCAGAACGUGUAAGAUAAAUGACUUUGUGAAAUCCGCUACAUCUCCUGUACGAUUCGGCAACUGGAUGGAUGUACAGAGGCUUCAGACCUCACGGCUUGUGAUUUAUUUUGAAGCUCUCUCGGAAGAGUUUUGUGCUACGUCUCCAUCACUGCCCUGAUUGGGAACUUCAUUAAGUGGCUCAUACCACAAUCCAGAAGCCAGUCCUACAUUAACUGCUGUCUUUCAUCCCAUAUGCUGUAAAGUGGAGAUUUGCCUAAACCCUGAACAGGGGAUAUAGAAAAUUAGGACACGUUUCGGCUAUCCCAAUUAAAAAAUAUCGUUAAUAGCCUGCUAAAUUCGAUACAUAUCACGCAUUCGUUUUGCCCUAGAUUUCAGUUAAAAUAACUGACGUAGAGCCUGUGAACAUAUAUUAAAUGGAAAUUAAAAUCUGCUCUGCUUUAUCAUCAUCCAAUGUGCAUAUGCCAAGGACAUCAAGUGGAGACAAGCCACCGCGGAAUUUCAGAUUGCGCAGAAAUAUUAGAAUAUUAGCCUUAUUCGCUAAUUAUUGAGAAGCAGUACUCUCGUUUAAAAAUCAUUAACCUUUGUAGUCAAAUAUAAAAAGGUCCCCAACGCGUGUGACCGAACCACCGAAUCCUUCGUGAAGGAUUUGUCUGAAUACUGAAGCCAAUCCUAAUUUGCAUAUUAAAAUUAGGGGUGGGAUGGGAAAACAUUUUUUACUUCCUUGUUUUGUGACAAAAAGUCAAACAAUUUCCCUUCUGUCUCUAAUUUGCAUAUGCAAAUUAGGAUUCGUUUUGGCCGGGCAGAAGGAUUCAGCCAAAUUCGAAUCCUGCUGAAAAAGGCUGAAUCCCGAACCGAAACCUGGAUUCAGUGCAUCCCUAAUAUAUAAAUCCAUAAAUAAAUACAACAUGUAGUCAAAUCCGAAGAGUUGUUUGCUCUUGGUGGUGACACCAAGGGGCAGAUUUAUCAAGGGUCGAAUAGUAAAUUCAAAUUUUCGAGUUUCAAAAAUUCACACAUUCGAAUUUUAAUCCCCCUAUUUGAAUGUGAGAUUUACUGUAUCACACCUCGACCCCUAAUACGAAUGUUCGCUGCCUAAAACCUGCCAAGUUCAUGUAGAAGUCAAUGGCAGAGGUCCGUUGAGCCAUUUGGAGAUGGUAAUAGCCUUCCUGACUUUCAAGAUUUUUUAUUUUUGGGAGAAAAACUCGAUCCAUAAGAAUCAAAUACGAUUCGAAUUUUUGGGUCGGAACUAUUCGAUUAAAGGGGUGGUUCACCUUGACGGUAACUUUUAGUAUGUUCUUGAAUGGCCAAAAAGCAACUUUAAAAUUGGUUUUCAUUAUUUAAUUUUUACAGUUAUUUGCCUUUUUCUUCGGACUCUUUGCAGCUUUCAAAUGGGCGUCGCUGUCCCCUUCUUAAAAAACAAGUGCUCUGUAAGGCUACAAAUAUAUUGUUAUUGCUACUUGGUAUUCCUCAUCUUUCUAUUCAGGCCUCUCCUAUUCAUAUUCCAGUCUCUUAUUUAAAUCAAUGCACGGUUGCUAGGGGAAUUUAGGGCAAUUUGCAGAGUUGCUGAAUCAAAAGCUAAAUAAUUAAAAAAAA
Molecule: messenger RNA, 2254 nt
Organism: Xenopus laevis (African clawed frog)
Lineage: Eukaryota; Metazoa; Chordata; Amphibia; Anura; Pipidae
Gene: ensa.S
Product: endosulfine alpha S homeolog
Cellular component (GO): cytoplasm
Molecular function (GO): protein phosphatase inhibitor activity
Source: RefSeq, marked provisional